UAACCAGGUCCACAAAUGAAUCAAAAUUUAUUCGAUUCAAUCUAUGAAAAAUUAUUGCAAUUAAACGAAUUGAAAAUAAUUAAUAAUAAAAUUAUUGGUUUUGAAAGAAAUAUUCGUAUCAGAUAUAAACAAUCAUAUUCUAUUGAAGAUAAUGAUUGGGGCGAUUUUCAAGCACAUCGUAAAUUGAUCGGUUUAAUAACAGUGGCACGAUCAUUCAAUCGAAAUGAAAUUGAAUCCAUUAGUGAAUUACAUAAAACAAUUCAUGAUACAUACAAUAAUACAUUGUUUGAUUCAAAAUGUUUCAUUAUACAAAGCUUUGAUUCAACGGAAUCAUCAUCAACAGCUGUUGAACAUGAGUCCGAAUAUCAAACAUCAAAUAAAAUCGAUGGUUCUUCCAAUGAUUCGAUCAAUGAUAAUGAUACCAGAGUGUCAGGAGAAACAAUUAUUAAUAACAAUAAUAGCGAGAUUGAUCCAUUGCUUGAUUUUGAUAUUGGUGGCCAACUUUACAUUACAUCCGAUCAUACAUGUUUCACUAGUCGUGUAAAUCGAUCUUCAUCAUCAUCAUCUUUGUCAUCACAAAAUUCUCAAUCACAUUCUACACCGACAAAAACAAAAUCAAACGAUAAGAUUAUUGAAGAAUCAAUGAAUUAUUCGUUACCACCAUUAACUGAUGAUGUAAUUCUCACUGCAAACCGUCCACGUACUCAUUCUCGUAAUAAAUCUUUGGAUUCAAAGCUAUUGUCGAUUACAACGAAUAAUAACAAUGAUUCUCAAAACAAUGUUUCUCAAAUACCAUCGAAUAAUUUAUCAUCAGCAGCGACAAUUACUCAUAAACGUGCACAUUCUUCGACAACAUCAUUGUCGACCACAACCAAUAACUGUGAUUCACCUAUUUUUAGCCAUUCAUCUGCCAAUGAAUUUAUUCAAUAUGAAUCUAAUGAACAAUGUUGUGAACAGAUUAAAUCAAAAGCUAAAGAUUUUCUAAACGGAUUGUUUUGGACACUCGAAUCAAAACGAUUAGAUAAGACAAGAGAAAAAAAGGAUAAAAUUCCAUUAUUGAUGGCACCAUGUGAGAAAAAAGAUUUAGUUGGAUUAGAUACGGAUACUCGAUCAUUUCGAAGAAAAUGUCUUGGUCGAAUGCAAAAACAUAUUGCCGAUCUUUCAUUAAUGACUGGUUUGCCUCAGGAAUCAUUCCUAAAUUAUCUAACAGCAAUCGAAUAUCUUAAAGGAGUUAAUGAUAAACUUUGGCUUGCAUCAGCCUAUGAAGGUCUUUGUUCAGCAUCAUUAGUGUUAUUAUUUCCAAAACGAUGGCAUCAUAUUCAUGAACUUCGAUAUCGAUUUUUUUAUACAAAAGGACUAGUAAAUGAUUUAUUAUCACGAAAAGAUUAUGAAAUUGCCCGAAUGGAAUUAGGUCAAUCGAUGAAACAAAUAGCCAUGGAAGAUUCUCAAUUUGAUCAACAAAUAAUAACAAAUAAAACAUUGAUGAAAAGUAUUCUAACAAUCGAUCAAUUUUAUGAAAAAUAUAAAGAAGCCGCUUCUAAUUAUGCAUUGUAUCGUGGUGCUGCUGUAUUGGAAUUUGAAUGUAGUUUUAAAGCAACAAAAACAUUGACCUUUUUUCGUCGCUAUCUGAAAGCAUCGGAUUUCAUUCAGAAUGCUGUAUUUAUUUCAUUAAAUCAACCAAUCGAAGAUCAAAUCGAACGAUUACUUCGUAUUUCUCAACUAUAUGAAGCUAUUGGUUUUCGAAAAGCAGCAUUUUUUAAAAGAUUUGCUGCAUUAAAAAGUGUUUCACAAGCAAAAAAUUUGGAUUGGGAAAAAUGUUAUUUCCUAUUAUUACCGGCUUUAUAUGGAUAUGGAUUAACAUUGAAUCCAAAUGAAUAUGAUGAACGUCUUAAAUUGGGUAAUGUAAAUUGCUCCGCUAUUCAUGUACAACUUUUACAAGAAAUAAUAACCACAUCGUUAAAGAUGCAAAAAGAAACAUUGGCUAUACGUCAUCUUAGUUUCAUGCUUCAAUGUUUAUUCACCCAUAUAACACCUAGUCAGAGGCAAGAAUUUGCUACAAAAUUAUCAUCAUUAGCAUCGAAAUGUGGUGAAGGAUCACCUGUACCAUUGAGAUUAAGUAAUGGUGCAACAAUACCAUCGGUUAAUUUUACAAAAUUUCCCACUGUUGUAUAUUUCAAGAUUGAACCAUUGAAACCAUAUCUAAAACUUUAUAAACUUCGACAUAAAUCAUUGAAUAAUAAUGAUGAAGAAAAUGAGUAUAAAUAUUCUGGCCCAUUCAUUUAUACACCAUUGCAAUUGAAUAGAUCAUUGGAGAAGAAUGAUUAUAAAAAUCCUGAUUCUGUUACAAAAAUGAAUUUCUAUUGGGCAGAAGGUCAUACUGGUUGUGUAUCGUUGAGCUUACAUAAUUAUCUUCCAAUUGAAUUGAAUAUAUCAUCUAUAAUUAUGAUGACUGAUGGUGUGGCAUUCGAACCUAAACAUGAUACAUCAUUGAAAAUUCUACCCAAUUCUACUUGUACGAACAUUUCAUUAACCGGUAUACCACGAUCAUCCGGAGUAUUGGAUAUUCUUGGCUAUAAAAUUCAUACACUUGGAAUUAAAUCUGAUUGUCGACUAAAACAAUUGCCAAAUUCAAAGAAAUUGAAAUUACCAUCAAAAUUUACUGUUGAAAUUGUACCACGUUUACCAUUAAUGUGUGCACAAUGUAUGGCCGAUGACCUAAAUGAAGAAAUUUGUUUGGCUAAAAAUAUUGUCACACAUAAGGAUCGUUUCACCGAUUGUUAUAUAGGCAAUCAAAAUUUUAUUUCCUUAUUUGAAGGUCAAUGUAAAAGUUAUCGAAUCAAAUUGACCAAUAUUAGUGCCAAUAAUGAUGAAUUAAUCGAUUUGAUCAAUAUGAAAGUGAUAUAUCCAAAACAUAACAAAAAAACGGCUACUACAAUGGCGAAUGCACAAAAAUCACUAAUCGAUAUUGAAUGGGAUAUUGAUUCGAUUAAUAAUCUUCUUCCUUUUGGACCUGGUUUAUCUGUUGAGUUUGACAUAAAUUUCACGGCAAAAGGAGAUUUUAUUUUAUUCAAAUCAAACGAGGAAAAUCAUCAUCAAAAUGAUAAAAAUAAAUUAUUUACAAACAAUGAAUCAUCAAAUGGUGGUGUUGGUGUUGGUGGUGGUGGUGGUCCAUCCAUACAGCCCAAAAAACUACAAGUAUUGGGUUCAAAAAAAUUGGCCAAUUUUAUUAAUGAAUUACAAUCAAGAAAAAGUUCUAAUGAUCUUUCAUUAUCAAUGAAUACGAAUGUCAACAAUCCAUCAAUGACAUCAGUAGCCAAACCAGAUGAUGAAAUGGAUUUUGUUGAAGAAAUUUCGCGGCCAAAACUUAUUGAAUUGUGUCUUCAACUGGAAUAUAGUGGUGGACCAGGAUUGAAUUCUGGAUUUUGUCGUCGUGUUCAUAUUUAUUUUGUCAUUGAAAUUAAAUCAUCGAUUCUCAUUACACAUUGGGAUGUAAUUCAAGCUGAACAAAUGGAUGAAUGUUAUCUAGUAUUCGAUACAUUGAAUGCCACUGAUCAGGAAAUCAAUCUAAUCUAUUCAUCUAAUAAAGAAAUGUUGAUUGAACCAAAAGAAAAAUGUCGUAUACCUGUUUCAAUUAAACGUUGUCCAUUAAGUCUUGAUGAUAUGAAUAAUGAUUAUGAUGAUGAUGAAAAUGUUGGCGAUAUAAUAGAUAUGAAUCAACAAAAUUAUUGUGAAACUAUACGAAAAUCAUCAAAUAAUUGCAAAUAUACAAAAAGUGCCGAUUUCUUGACACAUAUCUUUCCUACUGAUCAAAAACUGGAGGCAAUAUUAUCACAAUGUCGUCUUCAUCUAUUAAGACAAAUUAAUCUAAAAUGGACAAUGCCAAAUGCCGAUAUCGAUGGAAUGGUUUGUGUGGAAAAAGUACCAUAUUCAAAACAAUUGCUUAAAUCACUUUUAAUACCUCCAAUACAAAGUGAAAUUGAAUUGAAUUCAAUGAUAUUUCGAAGUUCAUUCGGUGAAAUGAAUCUAAAAAUGGGUGAACAUCUUUCAAUUGUUAUUCGAUUAUUUAAUAAUUCGGAUACAAAUCUACAAUUUUUACGUUUAUAUCUGGUCUAUUAUCAAGAUUAUCAGAAUUCAACAUUGACAAAGACACGUAAUUAUAAUAUUAAUGAUAAAAUGAUUGUCAUUGGUUGUGAAUCAUUAUGUAUUAAUGAGUUACAAACAAAAAAAUCCUACAUUCAUCCAUGUGGCUUAAUAUUUUUAUAUGCCGGUGUUUAUAAAUUAGAAAUUUGUUGUUUACCUGAAGAACGAUAUCAACAAUUAUUAAUGGAAAAAGGAGGAACAACCAACACUACAAGCCGUUUUGAUAUUAAUAUCAACAACGAUAAUGAUGAUGAUGAUAAUGAUGAUGAUGAUAAUUGUCAACAAAAUUCAUUAUUUAAAUGUUUACAUACAUUUGAAAUAACUGUUGAUGAAUCGAAUUGAUUAAUUGAUUUGCAAAAUAAUACUCUUCCAUAUAUAUACUAAUAAUUUGUGAUAAUCUUUAUAUUACGAUAUAUCAAUAUAAAACAGCCUCUCUCUCUCUCUCUCUCUCUCUCUUGUUAUCUUGAUUGAUUAAAACAAAAAAAAAAAAAUAUCGAUACCUUGCUAAUAUAUCUCUCUCGUUGAUUCACUGUCAUUUUUUUUGUCUUGUUUCAUUAUCUUUGUCUUUAUGUAUUGAUCGAUUGAUUUAUUUGCUAAUUGAUUUUU
Dermatophagoides farinae (American house dust mite) is the source of this 4746-nucleotide messenger RNA. Lineage: Eukaryota; Metazoa; Arthropoda; Arachnida; Sarcoptiformes; Pyroglyphidae. The record is from RefSeq and is a predicted model, not a curated record.